Messenger RNA from Cuculus canorus (common cuckoo), 459 nucleotides. It is a transcript of the gene ATP5MJ, whose product is annotated as ATP synthase membrane subunit j. The coding region runs from base 118 to 288 and encodes 56 amino acids. Gene Ontology annotation, cellular component: mitochondrion. The record is from RefSeq and is a predicted model, not a curated record. The transcript has 4 exons. Lineage: Eukaryota; Metazoa; Chordata; Aves; Cuculiformes; Cuculidae.
CGGCGACGCUCUGGGCGCGGGCUCGGCGCUCCCUUCCCGGCGGUCCCCGCGGCGGCAGCGCGCGGCUCUCCCGCUCUGUGACCUUCGCUGCCCGCCCGCGCUCUCCUGGCCCUCACGAUGGUGCAGACAAUGCUUCCAAAGUCAUUGAGAGCCAUGAAAUUCUACUUUACUACUGUGUAUCAAGAAAUAUGGGUUGGUGUAGCAUUAACAGCUUAUGCCUAUUACAAAAUCUCAUAUGGUGGCAAAAAAGCAGUGGCAGAUAAGUCCUCUGGUGCUGGCCAUCAUUAAAGACCUCUUCUCUUCUUGGAGUAUGAACUUGGUGGUUCGUCAUCUUGACUGUAAAUGAAGCAAGUUACAGCCAUAGCAAAGUAAAUUCUAAAACUGUACCUGAUCCAUCUGUUGUAAUUAGAGAAAGAAUAAAUCCAUUGAGCAACAAGGAAUUAAACAUGUUGAACAAAG